Molecule: messenger RNA, 1536 nt
Organism: Lentinula edodes (shiitake mushroom)
Lineage: Eukaryota; Fungi; Basidiomycota; Agaricomycetes; Agaricales; Omphalotaceae
Product: kinase-like domain-containing protein
Exons: 5
Coding region: 1-1536 (511 amino acids)
Biological process (GO): transcription elongation by RNA polymerase II; positive regulation of transcription elongation by RNA polymerase II; protein phosphorylation
Cellular component (GO): cyclin/CDK positive transcription elongation factor complex; nucleus
Molecular function (GO): cyclin binding; cyclin-dependent protein serine/threonine kinase activity; RNA polymerase II CTD heptapeptide repeat kinase activity
Source: RefSeq, a predicted model, not a curated record
AUGGCUCAUCAUCAUCUUCCUACUCAUACCCCACCACCCCUCCAAUCCCCGGCGCUUCCGGCCUCCUUACCUGAACGUCCCCCGCAACCUACUUCCUCACUUCCUCCACCUUCGGCAUCACUCCCUCCCAAACCCUCCACCAAUGUAACGCCCAAUCUACCCAAUCACGUUGAGCCUCAAAAGAGUCUCACGAUACCUGUCCCAGGUUCCUUUAUUCCGAUACGGAACACUGCUCUGAAGCCACCCAAAUCUUCACUGAAGCAAUUUUUCCCUGCGUUCACGGAAGACGAGGAAUCUGCUUCUAAUACGCCACAGGAGCAGCAGGCUCAGACAGAGGUCGAAGUUGCCGGACGAGAUCUAGAGGUCACGCCUACCAAUAACCACUUGAUAGACGCACCGCACUUUGUGCCCUCUUCAAAUCAAUUACCCCCGCCGUCACCAAAACAGUCUUCUGUCUCUGAUCACGGAGGUCAAAAGACGUCUAAAGAACCUACACCGGUACCUCAAGCUGAGGAGUCCUGUGUCGCCGCGCAACCGUCUGACGCGGUUGCUCCCCCGCCGCCCCGACCAGAACUUUACUCUAUUGUCGGUCAGGUCGGAGAGGGGACGUUUGGCAAGGUGUACAAGGCGCGGAAUGCGAUUACGAAUACUCAUGUAGCAUUAAAGCGUAUAAGAAUGGAGACCGAGAAGGAUGGGUUCCCUGUGACUGCGAUGCGCGAAAUCAAACUUCUACAAUCCCUACGACAUGACAAUGUUGUAAGGCUUUUUGAGAUGAUGGUUUCGAGUGGAUCUGCAUACAUGGUUUUCGAGUACAUGGACCACGAUUUGACGGGUGUCCUCGCCCAGACACAAUUCCAGUUCUCUGCAGCUCACCUCAAAUCCCUCUGUCAUCAGAUGUUUCGAGGCUUGGCUUAUCUCCACCACAAAGGAGUUAUACAUCGUGACAUCAAGGGUUCAAACAUUCUUAUCAACAACCUAGGCGAGUUGAAGCUAGCUGACUUUGGGUUGGCCCGAUUUUAUCAGAAGAGACGGAAGGCUGAUUACACGAACCGUGUGAUCACUCUAUGGUAUCGACCACCCGAGUUGUUGUUUGGAGCAACCGUGUAUGGACCGGAAGUGGACAUCUGGAGUGCAGGGUGCAUAAUGCUGGAGCUUUUUACCAAGAAGCCAAUAUUUCAAGGUAACGACGAGCUGUCCCAACUGGAGGCGAUAUAUAAGGUAUUUGGAACGCCGACUCUUCAGCGUUGGUCUGGCUUUGCGAACCUGCCCUGGUACGAAAUGGUCAAGCCGAAAGACACCAUCUCAAACCGUUUUCGGGAACUAUUCCGCAAAUGGUUGUCACCUGCAGCGAUAGACCUUGCAGAUCAACUGUUAGACUACGAUCCUGCCAAGCGUGUUACCGCAGCUCAGGCGAUGGACGCACCAUACUUUUUAACGGAAGAACCUAUGGCAGAAAAACCCACCAGUCUUGCUACCCUAGAGGGCGAGUGGCAUGAACUGGAAACAAAACGUGCCAAGAAGAAGAAGCGCGAGUAA